Molecule: messenger RNA, 2892 nt
Organism: Lodderomyces parapsilosis
Lineage: Eukaryota; Fungi; Ascomycota; Pichiomycetes; Serinales; Debaryomycetaceae
Exons: 1
Coding region: 1-2892 (963 amino acids)
Source: RefSeq, a predicted model, not a curated record
AUGAUUCCUCAAUCGUCGUUUAAAUUCGAGAAGGAAAAAGUCCUUCCAUCUUCAAACCCCCAAUCGCCUUUCUACUACAACUUGCCACCAUACGAUUCCAAACCCAUUGACAAUUUGGUGGAAUUUUUCAAAUUAUGGAAAUACUUCAUCAAGUCAAUAAUCUACUAUUUCAAAGAAAUUCUCCUCGUUAAAGAAUUGGAAGCCAAUUUGAAUUACCAAUUGAUAAGUGCUGUGCAAUUUCCUGGUUGUAAAGAUUUACCAAACAAAAUUCUUCAUGAUAUAAAACUAAACACACCGGGGUUAAUGAAUAAUGGUGGUGCAGGGACAUUGCUGCCCAAGAACAACCAUACGCCUACCAAAGAAGUGAAACGAAACUUGUCUAGUUCAAGUUUAUCAUCAAUGAGUACCAAUGUGAGUAGUGCUUCGUCAUUUAAUCCAGGGUCUGGAGGAGUAACACAGGGGAGCAUUCCAUCGGGUGCAAUUUCUGCAUCGAGUGCGAAUAUCCCCACUUCUGGAUCAUCAAUGAAUAAUCAGCAUCUUCAUCAUCAUCAUAAUCCAACGCUUUCGAAAAGUUCAACUUCGCUUGCUGAUAAGCAACGUCCAGGAUUAUUCAAACAGAAAUCCAAUUCCAACCAAUCAUUCUUGAAGAAUGCGGCAAGCAAUUUACACAAGAGAAAUCUGUCGUUUGGAGCCGUGAAGCAAUUAGGUGGAUCCCUGCUGCAACAACAACAACAGAACCAACAGAACCAACAACAGUAUGCGCCAGCAUCGCCACAGUUUCAGCCUACUGGUGGCGCUUCAACACCACCAUUACCCACAAGCACUGAAACUCUCAACACCAAUGAUGUUCGAAUUCCACCUACCUUCUUCCCCGACAAUUCACUUUACACAAACUUACCAGCAGUAUUGCUCAGUUCACAUCAUGUUGCAUUCAACAAUAGUUUUAAACUCCGCAAAGAUCUCAACACAAAGAUGAUACCUCGGUUGGAAGUAUUGUUGAAACAAGUGUCCCACAAGAUUAAAGAGAUCAAGACAUCACUCAAGAAUGAUGCAUUUGCUAAUGCUGAGUUACUGAAGGAGAUUUCCAAGACGGGUCAAAUAUUAAGCAGGUACACUGCUGCUGUUGAGACUUAUUGUGGAUCCAAACCUGUUGUUAAGGGGUACUUGCGUGAUUACGAUGGCGCCGGUGGAGGUGGUGGUGACGAUGAAGAGUUUGCAGCUUUGGAUGACCCAUUAUUGGUGAAGUUGGAUGUAGAUUCCCGUUUGAAAACGCAAUUGAUUUUUGAAAAUUACAUGAUUGCAUCCUAUGUCAAUUUGCAAAACAUUAGUAAAGAUUUGUUUACAUACUUGUUGAAAGAAUUGAAUUGGGUGGUUGAUAAAUUUGGCAAAUUGGAUUUCAAUUCGGAAUUUUAUCAGUUUCUAAAGACCAAAAUCAGUAGUUCAUCCACUGCUGAUUGGGAAUAUUUCAUCACCCACAACAAUUGUUUUGUCAAUACCUACUAUGCCACCGACGUCAACCCAAAAAGAGAGAAUCGAACCAUAAAACUGGUGACUUUACCCUAUGCCAACUCGAUUCAAAACAAAUGUCUUCGAUUUGGACUGAUGUACAAGAAGCAAAAACUCAUGAAAAAUUAUACUCGCCACUACUAUGUUCUUUCAUGUAAUUACCUUCAUGAAUUCAAAUUCAAUGAGGAAAUCAAUCAACAAAUGAAGAAAUCGAAGGAUAAAAUUGGUGGGUUUAUUGGUUACGAAGAUGAACCAGUGAAAUCGUACAAUUUAAAUGAUUAUCAAAUUGCCAUCAAGGAUGAAUCAUCGUUUAAAUUCACUUUAACCAAGACUUCAAACAAGUCGAAAAAGACUUUCAAAUGCGCCACUGUCGAUGAUUACAAUUCCUGGGUUGAAGAUUUGUCAGAGUUGUUAAAAUUUGGUAAUGAUCAUUAUGCAAGAUUUGCUUUUAUUGAAAGGAAAGCUAAUCAAGCAGCAGCAGCAGCAGGGGCAGGAACACCAACGACUCGUAAAUCAAAGAAGCAUAGCAGUAAUCCUGCUGGAUUGACUUUGGAUUUGGGUAAUGCAUCCAACCCGGCGUUAUCAGGUAUGUUUACCCCCAAGAUCAAGACUCCUAAUGAAUCACCUUCUCAUAAGGAGGAAGUGAACCCAUUUGAGGGAAUCACGGCUUUGCCACAGGGCCAACAACAACAAGGGCAACCACAACACCAAUCACAUUAUGGUAACAAGAGUUUGAGUACAUCACCACAAAUGACACCAAAAGGAGCAUCAGCAGGAACAGCAUCAGCAGCAGGAUCAGCAGCAGGAUCAGCAGUAGCUUCGCCAAUCCAUGCAACUUUUUCAGCCACUGAACAACAAAAUCAACAUGAAGAGUAUUUGAAAUUGCAACAAGCAUUGGUGCAACAAGAAUCAGCCAUAUCAAGUCUCAAAUCUCAAGAACAGCAGAAUAUCGAGCUUAUUCAACAGAAAUUGCAAAAUAUCCAUGAUCAACAAGUACACCUUGAAGAGCAAGAAAAGACGCAACAGCAACAGCAGCAACAGCAGCAACAGCAACAAAGGAGCAACUCUAGCUCAUCCACAUCUUCGUCUCCAUCAUUUCCAGGAUUAGGAGUCCACAAACCAUCAUCAGAUAGUUUGAAUUCAUUUAUAAUUGAACCAAAUAGAGUGCCGGUUGCUCAUGCCGCUGUAAACGGAUUACAAUCAUCAGAUGUUUCUGGUGGUGCCAAUGUUCCAAUGUUUAGUUUGGAUGAUCAUAGCGCAAGAAGCCAUCAAAGCUCCAAUGGUGAAGCCAAUGGUGAAGCCAAUGGUGAAGCCAAUGGUAGAAGCAAUAAUAAUGGUAACACCAAGGAUACCAAUAUUCCCACAGUGUUUGUGUCACAAGAGUAG